Molecule: messenger RNA, 2688 nt
Organism: Spirodela intermedia
Lineage: Eukaryota; Viridiplantae; Streptophyta; Magnoliopsida; Alismatales; Araceae
Source: the annotation of a GenBank genome assembly
AUGGAAAACAGCGCCGCGUCAUUCAUCGUCUGCUACGCGCCGACGAUGAUCACCACCAACGGGGUGUGGCAGGGUGACAACCCGCUCGAGUACUCCCUCCCUCUGUUCAUCCUCCAGGUGCUGCUCAUCGUGAUGGUGAUCCGGGUCGUCGGCGUCUUCAUCAAGCCCCUCCGCCAGCCGAGGUUCGUCUCCGAAGUCAUCGUAAGCGCAUUCAUCGACCCUGGUCCGAGCCGCCAUGACCUGGCUUCCCUCCCCUCGGAAGCUUGCUUGAGCUCUGUUUUCAUGGUAGGGCGGCGUGGUUCUGGGGCCGUCGGUGAUGGGGAAGAUCCCCAAGUACCUGGACGUGAUCUUCCCCACCAGGAGCGUGGCGGUGCUGGAGACGAUGGGCAAUCUGGGGCUGGUCUACUUCAUCUUCCUGGUGGGACUGCAGGUGGACGUGGCGGUGGUGAAGCGGACGGGGAGAAAGGCCUGGGCCAUGGCAGCGGCGGGGAUCGUCCUUCCCUUCGCGUUGGCCGUCAUCUCCUUCUUCAUCUUCAGGCCGGGCAUCUCCAAGGGAACGGAGACCGGUGCGUUGGUCCUCUUCCUAGGAGUCUCCCUCUCCGCGACGGCGUUCUCCGUCCUCAGCCGAAUCCUGGCGGAGAUGAAGCUGCUCACCUCCGAAUUGGGGAAGAUCGCCUCGGCCGUCGCCAUCAUCAACGACGGCUGCGCAUGGAUCCUCCUCGCGCUGGCCAUCGCCGUCGCCGGCGGGCACGGGUCCUUGCUGCCGCCGCUGGCGGUCGUCUUCUCCGGCUUCACCUUCAUGUUCUUGCUCUACCUCACCGUUAAGCCGGGGGUGGCGUGGGUCCUCCGCCGUACGCCAGAGGGCGAGGCGGUGGACGACGCCUACAUCUGCUUCCUCAUCACGGCGGUGAUGGUCUGCGGCCUCGCCGCCGACGCCGUCGGCAUCCACGCCGUCUUCGGGUCCUUCAUCCUGGGGCUGAUGAUCCCCAGCGGGCCGGUGGGGGCGGCCUUGAUCGAGAAACUCGAGGACUUCGUCACCGGCUUCAUGAUGCCCCUCUUCUACGCCGUCGUCGGGCUCAGGGUAGACGCCUCCGCCGUCACCGACGUCGGCGCCGCCUGGUUCCUCGUCAUCCUCAUCCUCACCGCCGGCGCCACCAAGGUCGGCACCACCCUCCUCGUCUCCUCCUUCUACGGCAUUCCCACCCGCGAGGGCCUCUCUCUCAGCAUCCUCCUCAACACCAAGGGCCUCGUCGAGCUCGUCGUCCUCUACAUCGCCCUGGACAAGAAGGUAAUCGACCCUCCUCCUCCUUUCCUUCCCUCCCCGGAAAAGAAGGCCGGUGCAACACGUUUUUCACUUUCCUCCGGCAGGUGGUGGACGGGGAGACGUUCGCGGUGAUGGUGUUGCUGUCGGUGGCGGUGACGGCGCUGGUGACGCCGCUGGUGGCUCUGGCCUAUCGGCCGGUGCGUCAGCUGGCGCCCUACAAGCGGAGGACGAUCCAGCGGUCGAGGCCGGACUCGGAGCUGCGGAUGCUGGCCUGCGUGCACAGCACCCGCAACGUGCCCUCCAUCGUCAGCCUGCUGGAGGUUUCUCACCCUUCGAAGAGGUCCCCCAUCUUCGUCUACGCCGUCCACCUGGUGGAGCUCACCGGCAGGGAAUCCGCCAUGCUCGUCGUCCACGAGGCCGAGCACCGGCCGGGGAAGCAUUCCCACGGGAACCUCAACCGGAUGCAGGCCCAGUCGGAGCAGAUCAUCCACGCCUUCGAGAGCUACGAGCAGCACGCCGGCGGGGUCACCGUACAGCCGCUCACCGCCGUGUCCGCCUACACCAACAUGCACGAGGACAUCUGCAACCUCGCCGAGGACAAGCGGGUGGCGCUCGUUAUCCUCCCCUUCCACAAGCAGCAAACAGUCGACGGCGGCAUGGAGGUGACCAACCCCGGCAUACGCACGGUGAACCAGUGCGUCAUGGCCGGCGCGCCAUGCUCCGUCGCCAUCCUCGUCGACCGUGGGCUGGGGGGCACGGCGAGGAUCUCGGCGGGGCAGCACGCCGCCCACCACAUCGCGCUGCUCUUCUUAGGCGGCGCCGACGACAGGGAGGCGCUGGCGUACGCCUGGCGCAUGGCCGACCACCCGGGGAUCAGCCUUACUGUGGUGCGCUUCCUCGACGGCGGCGGCGGCGGCGGCGGCGGCGAGGCGGCGGCGCCGCCAAAGCUCCCUGCCGACAUGAAGAACGACGCGAGGGUGGUGAACGUGAUCACCGACCGUGAGAGGGAGCUGCUGUUGGACGACGAGUUCAUCGAGGAGUUCCGGCUGAGGAACGCAAAUGACGAAUCUGUGGUGUACACGGAGAAGGUGGUGUGCAACGGCGAGGAGACGGUGGCGGCGAUCCGCGCCAUGGAUAGCAUCCACGACUUGUACGUCGUCGGGAGAGGGCAGGGGAGUUCGUCACCCCUUACCGAGGGGCUGACAGACUGGAGCGAGUGCCCCGAGCUGGGGGUCAUCGGGGACCUCCUCGCCUCGUCGGACUUCGGCGCCACCGUCUCCGUCCUGGUGGUGCAGCAGUACACCGGCGGCUUCCCCGCCGGCGAGGACCCCAGCUCACCCGUCAGCCCCUCUCAGCAGGCGCACCAGCACCUAAACAACCACGGCAACAACCAGAAGGGGAGGUCCCAGGCUUGGGGGCCUUAG